Messenger RNA from Helianthus annuus (common sunflower), 1095 nucleotides. RefSeq lists its product as uncharacterized. The transcript has a single exon. The record is from RefSeq and is a predicted model, not a curated record. Bases 1 to 1095 code for a protein of 364 amino acids. NCBI's taxonomy places the organism in Eukaryota, Viridiplantae, Streptophyta, Magnoliopsida, Asterales, Asteraceae.
AUGGGCGCUUCGAAUAUUUCUCCUGGUAUGAGAGAAUUCCAAGAGUGUGUAUCGGAUAUAGAAGCGUUUGAUAUAAAUAGUUCGGGAAUGCAUUUUACGUGGAUCCAUCUUCAUAAAUUAAAGGGUAGGAGCGUUUGGGACAUCAAAGCUCGGGGUAGUAUCAGCUGGGGCUGGCGGAAAAUCCUUUCUAUCCGGAAUGCGGUUCGCCCGUUCAUAUGGAAGAUUGCUAGGAGCGGUUCUCAAAUAAACGCUUGGAGUGACAACUGGUGCCAGUUCAGUCCACUUAACUCGUUUAUUACGCCGAGAUCCAUUGCUAAUGCGGGUUUUAAUAUUAAUACUAAUUUAGCGGAUCUUAUUGAUGAGAACGGUCAAUGGAAGUGGCCUUCUGCGUGGUAUGAUAUUUACCCGGUCUUGAUAGGGUUACAUGCUCCGCCUUUGACGCAGAAUCUGGUUGAUAGAACAAUAUGGAAAGAUUUGGAGGGUAAUACUCGUCCUUUUGGUUCGAUGGAAGUGUGGCAUAAUACCCGGCAUCGGGAACAACCGGUCUCUUGGGUGAAUGGGGUUUGGUUUAGUCAGUGUAUUCCAAGGCACUCGUUCCAUCUUUGGUUGGUUAUUAAAAAUAAGCUGAAGACACAGGAUCGAUUAGCAAGCUGGGAAGCGGGGAGCGAUUAUAAUCUGAGGCUUAUGUGCUGUCCAUUAUGUAAGCAUGAUCGGGACUCUAGAGACCAUUUGUUUUUCAGUUGUUCGUUUGCGUCUCAAGUCUGGUAUAAUGUUAAAGAUUUGCUGAAUAUGGGGGAAGUAAAUGACUCGUGGCAGUCGAUCAUGAACUGGAUGGAUCAAAAGGCUAACUCAAAGAAGACGGAACACAUUGUUUGUAAGUUAGUUAUUGCGGCGGCGUCGUAUUUUAUUUGGCAUGAAAGGAACAAUUGUUUAUUCUCUAAUAAAGUGGCCAAUGUUAAUGCGGUGUGUGAUAAAAUCAAGAACACGGUUCGGCUUAGAUUGAUGGGGUUCAACUUUAAGGGGGGUUCGCACAAUCAAAGCAUUCAAGAGAAGUGGAAGUUGCUUCCAAGUGAUGAAGACAAAGACCCGGGCUAG